AUGACUGUGUUUUCACUCGCUGUUACCAUUCUGAGGUCACUCGACUGGAGCUUUUCCUGCUCCAAGAUCAACUUUUUCUCCGGACUUCAGUUUUUAGGGCAAACUUUACGUGAGAUGGAAGAUUUUCGAGGUAUAGCCGAGGAGUCAUUUCCAAGCUUUUUAACCAAUUCAUUACUUGGUAAUAGUGGGAUUUUGGAAAAUGUCACUCUUUCUUCAAAUCUUGGCCUGCCUGUUGCUGUUUCCACACUUGCUAGAAAUAGAUCCAACUCUGAAAACAGGUAUUCUGAUGUCCAGACGUCUUACUUGGUGGAAGGGAAGUUUUCAGUUCCAUCGGAGACAUCGCCCAGUAGCCAGAGUGAAGAUGAGCCGAGAGAGAGGUUACGGCUUGUCUUCUCGGAUGAUGAUUCUGUUGCUAAGAAAAAGAACCAGACAGAAAGUCAAUGUUUGUCAGAUGCUGUCCUCAGAGAGUCUGCUUUUCCCAGUGAUGGAGCAGGAGCAGAAGGGGAGCAGGCCAGAGCUGCAGAGCCCUUCCUGGGCCAGAGUCCUUCUGACAGAGCCUCCCCUCUGGGGCAAGAGCAAGACUCACCUGUUGAUUUUUGUUCACAAUCCUGGAUGAGUAAAGAGAAUAAGAUUGGUGUUCCUGAUGCAGGAAAACAUUUUGAAGAGAGGAAUCCAAAUAGUGACUUAAGCCUUACUAGUUUCCUAGAAAACGAGAAACUGAUAUCACUUGCCAGCUUGGAAGAUUCUUCUGAUGAUGAUAUUGAUGAUGAAGAGUUUUAUGAUGAUCAUUUGGAGGCUUAUUUUGAGCAACUGGCGAUUCCAGGAAUGAUGUAUGAAGACCUAGAAGGACAGGAACCUCCAGAAAAUUAUUUUAAGUUACCUACAAGUGAUCCUAGUCAGGAAAGCAGAAGAGCAGAAGUUCUGGUGAAGACUCUUAGGACUCCUAGUGCCAAACUUAACCCCAUUGACUUUCAUGACACAAAUGCCAAUAAAGAUGAUUUUGAUUUGAUGGAUUCUCUAAAGAUGGAGGAAGGGUCUCCUCAUCAAAAUAAGCAUUUGGCGUCAGACUCAGAAACUAUUUUGCCUGUGGAUAGAUUUUUAGACACUGAGAUGCCUCAAGUGUCCAUUCAAACAAAUGUGGAUGUAGCAUCUUUGAAGCCUGUUAGUGACAAUGCAUUUAAUUCCACUGAUGCUCCGUGGUCACCCACCAGUGAAAGGCAAACCUGCGAAGGUUAUGAGUUGGUUGGAAAGACCAAGGACCAAGCGAACCCACCACAGAGUGUGGUCUAUCAGGAUGAGGAGGGCAGAUGGGUCACUGAUCUCGCCUAUUAUACACCUUUUGAUAAAGAACAAGAUUUCAAUGUGUCACUCAGUAAUGAACUGAGCGAAGACUUCCGAUCUGGCUCUGAUGCAUUGGAUUUGAUUGCACAAGAUGAAGAAGAAUUUAAUAAAGAGCAUCAGUUUAUGCAGGAAGAAAAUAUAGAUGCCCAGAACAUGUCUGUUGCCCUUGGAGAUACAUCAUGGGGAACUUCGGUCAACUAUGGUCUGCUGAGGAGAUCACUGAGUGCAUCAGAUGUGGACAGAGAUGAUGCCAGUUACUUACGUCUGUCUUUAGGGGAGUUCUUUGCUCAAAGGUCUGAAGCUCUUGGUUGCCUUGGUGGUGGUUACAAUGUGAAAAGACCAUCGUUUGGUUAUUUUAUUAGAUCACCAGAGAAAAGAGAACCUGUUGCCCUAAUAAGAAAAUCAGACCUAUCAAGAAGUAAUUUGGGAAAAGAAGUGGCUGAUCUUAACCAUGGUUUUUUUUCAGGAGAUUUAAAGGCACAGCUAAGUGAAGGAUCAGUUACACUUCAGGCUGAAGAACUGGAGAAUAUUUCACAAGUGGAUGAAAAUGAUGUGACAUUAACUGCCAAUAAAGGAAAAGCAGAGGACACUUUCCUUGUCAGCAGCAAACCUCAGAGACAUACAGACGAGCUGCCCAGUGAGAGUGACUCUGUGCUGAGGAUAAGCACCAUUGCUUCUGCCAUUGCGGAAGCAUCAGUGAGCGCUGACCCUCUCCAGCUUGCCACCAUGAUCAAAGCACUUUCAAAUAAAACCCGAGAGAAGACUUGUCAGGAGGAUGGUAAACAAAGACACCAUUCUGCUGUGUCUCAUUUCUUACCUAAUGAUCUGGAAAAAAGUAAUGGAUCCAGCACAUUUGAUAUGGAGAGAUACCUUAAGAAAACAGAAAUUAGUCAGUAUGAAGGUGGGCUGGACAACUUUUCAAGAGCUGGUGUGUCUGGUAUUUGGGAUUUAUCUUUGUCCAAAGAACGGACUACACACGACAUCCAUGUGUUGGACCUGGGUGCUACUAGCAUAAGCAUAAGGGAGCCAGAGAUAGGCACUGCAGCCGGUUGUUAUGGUGAAAGUGGAGACAGCGUGGAUGAGGCAUCGUUGAGAACAAUUAGCUCUUCAAAUUCAGUUCUUACAAAUGUGGGUGAGAGGGCGGGUACAGCGGUUGAUGUGAAGACACACUCCAUUGACCAUAAAUCCCCAGAUUCUGGUGAUGGCGAAAAAGCUGCCUCCACACCCAUUCCAGCCUCUGAUAGUUGCUCCGUCGUUGGGAACCCCAGAGUAGCAUCUCUCUGGCUGUCAGAAGAGUGUAAAGGCCUACAGGAGAGUAGAGACUACCAGAGGCAAAAUGAGUGCAUUAGUGAGACAAGUAACAGUGAAAAGCACGUGGCUUUUGAAAACCAUUCCAUAAGCUCAACUAAAAGUGUUGAUUUGAAAAGUCCCUCUCCUGAGCGAGGUGGACACGGCUCGGAGAAUGGCGAGGACAGCUUCCGACCUUCCACUUCUCCACUGAGUCAUUCUUCUCCUAGUGAAAUUUCAGGAACUAGUUUAUCAGGGUGUGCCCUGGAGUCAUUUGGUUCAGCAGCUCAUCCACAGAAGCGCCCCUGUGAGAGGGAGUUGUCCCAGCUGACAUGUCCAGAGGCCAGUGUCAGCAGGCUGACGUAUGUGUCCCAGCAGGAGAGCAUCAGUCCCUCCAUGGCCUCACGUCGUGGCCUUGAUGACCGCGAGAGUGAUAUCACCAGUGAGUUGAGCACCACAAUUAUCCAAGCCAGUCCAGUUCCAGCUCAGGAGCCGGCUGCAGAGAAGUUGGGAGAAAAAAGCCCAUUUCAAAGUAGAGGAAAAGGAGCAUUAUCAUAUAUUAUCCAGAAGAACUUGGACACAGAAAAAGUGACUGAAACGAAUUCCCUGAGCAGUAGACCUGAAGAUGUAAAACUGGACUUUAGCUCCAGUAGACUGCCUUCCUCCAAGAGUGAAGAUCAGUCACAGACCAGUGUAACGGGUUUGACCUCAGACCGAGGUGACCUGGAGCAGGUUAGCCUGGUUCUGCCGAGUGAAUCCAGCCUCCACCCUGCCACACUGGCCACACCGUGCCUCCCCAUGGCCUGCCAGGCACCUGUGCUCGACGGUGGGCGCGUGACUCCUAGAGACACAUCAGCUACUGACAGCGAAUUCAGUGGCCAGGGUCCUUACCAGACAUCUGUCCCCAGCACCGAGGGCUGCGGCCCUGCACCCAUGAGGCAGCACAUGCCCCCCACAGGUCCUGCAGUCUCAGUGCGCUAUCCCCUCCCCGUGGCUCCUUGUGCCCAGCUGCACUCUGGAGCACUGCCUGCAGCCAGCAGUGCCACCCUGCCUCGCUGCCGGGCCUGUGGCGCCACCGCCUGCGGGCUCUCCUGUGGGCUCCCGGGAAGCUGUCACCCUGCUGUUGUGAGAGAGCAUGUCCAGCGCUCGGUGACUGCAGGCCUCUGCCUGGGACAGGAUAUUGGCUCAGGGCUGAUGGCCUCCGCUUCCUUUUGUAACCUGUACUCUGACACCUUCAGUCAGAACCUUCUGAAUGCGGCCAAAGUGCUUCCUGUGCAGUCUCUCCAUCCAGACUGUGGAAUUGAGCCAUGGGAUUCAGCAGUGGUGUCAGGACUUGGGAGAGUAAGUGUGCCUGAGGAAUUGAAGUUUCCUCAUGCUUGCUGUGUUGGCAUUGCUUCACAAACUUACCUCAGUGUCCUGAACCCUGCUGACUGCUGGCUGCAGGUCAGCAUCGGGGUUCUCAGUGUCAGUGUUGACGGUGAAAAGGUGGAUUUUUCAGCUUAUCCUUGUUUAGUUUUCAAGAAUAGAGUCAUCAUAAGACCUCAUGCCACAGAAGAGAUUAAAGUGCUCUUCAUACCAUCUGAUCCUGGGAUCUUCCGAUGUAUAUUCAGUGUUGCUUCCUGGCCAUUCUCAGCCGACGCAGAGACCGUGGCACAGGCGGAAGCCCUGGCCAGCAGGGUUGUCCUCACUGCCAUUGCUGAGACUCCCAUGAUCGAGGUAGAAACAGAAAAGAAAGGUGUUCUUGAUUUUGGCGACUUGACUUACGGAAGCUGGAAAGCUCUGCCUCUAAAACUGGUGAACAAGACACAUGCCAACAUCCCCAUCAGACUGAUUAUCAGUGCUAAUGCUGUGGCCUGGCGCUGCUUCACCUUUUCCAAGGAGCCCAUCCACGCAGCUCUGAGAGCAUUGCCUUAUGCCCAUGCAAUCGCGCAGCUGGCCGCCCCUUCGGUGAUCAACCACAUGAUGCCUGCCAGUGACGAUGGACAGGAUCCAGAAUUUCUGGUAAUUUGGGUUCUUUUCCAUAGUCCAAAGAAACAGAUCACUUCUUCAGAGAUUCUAGACUCAGCAGAAGAGUUUUUGGCAAGAGUCGAUAUAGAAGUUGAUAGUCCAAACCCCACACCAGUCAUUAAAAGCAUCAGUCUUCGAGCAAGAACAGGAAUUGCCCGCAUCCAUGCCCCAAAAGACCUCCAGACUCUGCACUUGUUUGCCAGUGUGGCUUCCUCAGCAAGGCAGUGCUUACCUCUGAAAAAUGCUGGGAAUAUUGAUGUCCACCUGGAUAUCAAGAUCCCAGAUCAAGGAAGUCACUUUUCAGUGGAUCCAGAGAAACUAUUCCUUAAACCUGGAGAAGAGCAUGAAGUUAUAGUUUCAUUUUCUCCAAAGGAUCCCAUGGGCUGUGAGGAAAGGAUCUUGAAAAUAUUCGUGCAGCCAUUUGGCCCUCAGUAUGAAGUGAUGUUAAAAGGUGAAGUAGUUUCUUCAGGAAAUAGGCCUCUGGCACCUGAAUCUCUCACCUCAGAUGUUCCUUCAAUUUUAUCCAACAAGCAGUUUCUGGCCUGGGGAGGUGUCCCCCUCGGUAGAACACAGCUUCAGAAACUAGCUUUAAGAAACAAUUCUGCAUCUACAGCCCAGCAUUUACGCCUGCUUGUCAGAGGACAAGACCAGGACUGCUUUCAGCUGCAGCACACUUUUGGCUCAGAAGAGCGAUUGACCAAUAACUGUGAGGUCAGGAUUCGUCCAAAAGAAGACAUUUAUAUCUCUGUGUUGUUUGCACCUACUCGCCUGUCUUGUAUGUUGGCCAAACUUGAAAUUAAACAACUUGGAGUUCGAUCACAACCAGGUGUUAAGUUCACGAUACCUUUGUCUGGAUAUGGAGGCACAAGUAACCUCAUUUUGGAAGAUGUUAAAAAAUUAUCUGACAGUUACAUGGUAACAGUGAAUGACUUAGUGCCUGGCCAGGAAAGUAGAGUUGUUAUUUCUGUCCGUAACACUGGCUCUCGAGCAGCUUUUGUUAAAGCUGUAGGUUUUAAGGAUUCUCAGAAAAAAGUUUUGCUGGAUCCUAAAGUAUUAAGGAUUUUUCCAGACAAAUUUGUGCUGAAGGAAAGAACACAGGAAGAUGUUACUAUAAUAUAUAAUCCAUCAGACAGAGAAAGCAGUUGUAAAACCACCACAGAACUGUCAACUAUAUACUUUUUUGGUGGAGAUGAAAUUUCACGUCAGCAGUAUCGAAGAGCUAUGCUGCACAUGCCGGAGGUGAGAGAGCAGGUCCUGCCCAGUCAGAGCGUGCUGCACAGCAUCGACUUUGCAGAAGCAUUUCAGGACGAGCUGCUUGUAACUGAAGUAUAUGACCUUCCCCAGCGGCCCAAUGAUGUCCAGCUCUUUUAUGGAAACAUGCGUAAAAUUAUACUUUCAGUAAUUGGAGAAUUUAGAGAUUCCGCUUCCAGCAGAGAAUUUCUUCCACCUUCUGCCAAACCUAGCUUGGAAUUCAAAAGUGAACCUGGCAGUUAUGAGGCACAUGGUGGUAACAUUUCUUUGGAUGUUUUGCCAGUGAAGGGUCCUCAGGGUUCUCCCCUUCUUUCACAAGCUGUUCACCCACCUCAGGAUAACUUGGCCUCAGAGGAAGUGUGGGCUGUCCACCCUGAGCACCUGAUCUUGGUUGCUCCUUCAUGUGAUAGAGCAAAAACUGGACGUUUCCAGAUUUUAAAUAACUCUAUUAGGUUGCUGAAAUUUGAGCUGUACUGGCCAGCACACUGCCUUACAGUGACUCCACAACAUGGGUUUAUCGCACCAGAGAGUAAGAUGCAAAUUCUUGUGAGUCCCAAUUCCUCCUUAUCCACAAAACAGUCAAUGUUCCCGUGGAGCGGCUUGAUCUAUAUACACUGUGACAAUGGACAGAAGAAAAUUGUGAAGGUUCAAAUCCGAGAAGACUUGACCCAAGAAGAACUUUUCACUCAUUUGACCUCCAGCCCACUUGGAAUCCUUUCCCAAGAAACCGAGCGUGCAGUUAAUCUGGUAAAACCAGCAACAAAACCACCUUCCACAAAAGUUGAGCUAAGAAACAAGACAGUUACUUUUCCUCCAACAGAACCUGGUGAGACCUCAGGAAAUUAUCUGGAACUUGAGAAUCAUGGUGACACGGAUGUGAGGUGGCACCUGUCAUCUUUAGCCCCACCUUAUGUCAAGGGAGUUGAUGAGAGUGGAGAUGUUUUUAGAGCUACCUAUGCAGCAUUCAGAUGUUCUCCUAUUUCUGGUGUACUGGAAGGCCAUAGUGUCCAAAAGGUCUCCAUCAUGUUUUUGCCCAGAGAUAGAGGAGACUAUGCCCAGUUUUGGGAUGUUGAGUGUCACCCUCUUAAAGAGCCUCACCUGAAGCACACCUUAAGAUUCCAGCUCUCUGGACAUAGUGUCAGAGCAGAAAGUGAGCCUGGAAUUUCACGCAUUUCCACAAAUAGCCUCAUUAAAAUAGAUAAUAUACUUAAGCUCCGAAAACAGGCUGUAUCUGAGGCUUCUGCCCUCAUACCUGGCAGGCAACUUGACUUGACCCACCGUGGAGUUUAUGCCCCAGAAGACGUGUAUCAAUUUCUGCCAACGAGAGUUGGGGAGUCAAGGACGUUGAAAGUCAAUUUGCGAAAUAAUUCUUUUAUUACACACUCGCUCAAGUUUUUAAGUCCCAGAGAGCCUUUCUACGUCAAACAUUCAAAAUAUUCUUUGAGAGCCCAGCACUACAUCAACAUGCCCGUGCAGUUCAAGCCCAAGUUUGUGGGCAAGUUUGAAGCUUUGCUCGUUGUUCAAACAGAUGAAGGCAAGAGUGUCGCCGUCCGACUCAUUGGGGAAGCUCUUGGAAACAUCAGCUAGAAUCCAGUGUGUGUAAAGUAAAUGACCUAAGUUACAUUUUGGUAAUUUCAUUUUUUCUACACUACAGUUAUGCAUUUGUAUAUAUUUUGUAUGAUAAAUUGGAUGUCUGUAACUGUAGAUUUGUUGCUUUGAGAAGCUAAUACCUGACUAAAAUAAUCAUGUACCUAGCCUACAGUCUUGUAUUUAACUUUUACAGGGGAGAAGAGAGUUCUAUUUUUAC
Molecule: messenger RNA, 7693 nt
Organism: Budorcas taxicolor (takin)
Lineage: Eukaryota; Metazoa; Chordata; Mammalia; Artiodactyla; Bovidae
Gene: CEP192
Product: centrosomal protein 192
Exons: 43
Coding region: 1-7473 (2490 amino acids)
Biological process (GO): centrosome-templated microtubule nucleation; protein localization to centrosome; centrosome duplication
Cellular component (GO): centriole; cytoplasm; pericentriolar material
Molecular function (GO): protein kinase binding
Source: RefSeq, a predicted model, not a curated record